Molecule: messenger RNA, 2120 nt
Organism: Ornithodoros turicata
Lineage: Eukaryota; Metazoa; Arthropoda; Arachnida; Ixodida; Argasidae
Exons: 10
Coding region: 1-1872 (623 amino acids)
Cellular component (GO): extracellular region
Molecular function (GO): chitin binding
Source: RefSeq, a predicted model, not a curated record
AUGGUCAAAACUGCCCACCUGUGCCCUUUUGCAGGUGAUGAGGAGAUCCCAGGACCACCGGAUGGCACGAUAGAUGGUGAUUUUAUACCUCCAGAGCAAAGUCUUGGUUUCGCAUGCGUACUAGCGUUGCCCUCCGGACUUCUCGGCCCGGAGGCCUAUCUGGGAAACCGAAAGCUUGCUUCUGGGAACGUAGUUCCCCACGGUGCUGUCGUCCGGUUCCACUGCCCCAUACCGCGCUACUACAGGCUAGAUGGCGCUGCUGCGACUCAGUGCGUGGACGGAGAUUUCAACCAGACUUCUCCGACAUGUGAACCAGGCAUCAUAGCUCGUAGGUUGGUGGUCGACGUGGAAGCCGAAUACGUAAUCGGUCCCGGUGGGCUGUACGUGGUGCCGCCUGGCGUGCCUGUAAAGAUGGACUGCUACAAAACUUUGACAACUGGUGGAAAGGCACCAGAAUGGCAAUGGGAGGCGAACAGAGAGGUAUUCGUGAAGGAGGACAGUUUCUUGGGCAGCAAGUCAUCGUCUCUUCGGCUGGACACCGUGGAAGGCACGAAGGGUGUCUUCGUCUGCUCAAACCAGCAGGAGGAAGUUAUUGUUCGCUUGGAAGCCAGAGGUGACCGCUGUCUAGGUAUUCCUCGCUGCCCGGGACUGAGGGUUCGUUCGAACACCCUCAAAGCGGACUUUGCUUGUCAACCCCCGGGAAUCCUGCAGGGGCCCCUGAGUGCGCGCUGCCAACAUUUCAGAGACUGGGACGUGCCUGCGCCUAAAUGCCUCUACAAGACAUGCAGUCCACAGGACCGUUCGACGCCUCCACGAUUCCCUUGCACCCUACCAGAGAUUUCCGGGGCCUUGGUAGCGUUCGCCGGCAACGCAGGGCGCGUUCGGUCUGGCGAUGUCAUUGAAUCUGGCCAAUGGGUGCAGUUCCACUGCCAUCCCGUCGGCAUAUACUUGUUGGCUGGUCAAAACAAACUGACAUGCGACGAUGGAAAGUGGGACCAUGAUGUGCCCAUCUGCGCUCUCAGCACAACCAACACAGUGUUGGUGAUGCUGGACUUUGCGCACAGCAUUGGGCCCGGCGGUGUUGUGCACGUGCUGCCUUACACUGACGUCAUCAUGCGAUGCGUGUCGACUGACAAGAAGGCGCCUCCAAGUUGGACGCACGAAGUCAUCGAUACCAAAGUUGUCGAACGGAAGACGUCGGAGCGGCAUACUUCGACAACAAGACUGAUUUUUCGAACAACCGAGAAUACAACGGGAACUUUUACUUGCCAUUCGAAAGGCGCCAGACGAUCGCCAGAGACAAAGCAGAUACGAUUGGUUACAACAGCUCCAGUCUGCCCAGAAAUAGCAGAAAGCGGAGGCCUGCGCGUACGAGCCAACUUCGAGAUGGCUGUCUUCGCGUGCGAUCCACCAGGUGUUUUGAUUGGUUCACCCGUGCUUCGCUGCCAGGUCUUCGGUCAAUGGAACCAUCCCGUGCCGUACUGCUUUUACAGGGAGUGCGAACAUGGCAACGCCUCGCAGCCAACGACCCCAACGCCUUCAACCAGCUCCUCGCCAGAUGACGAGCAACUUACAACCGCGAAGCCCCCAGUCCCAACGCUACCUGCCGUCAGUAGUACGCGGCGCCCAGCCACGACGUCUCCUCCGAAGAAGGCUGUCCCGGACAGUUCUACCGCGAGCCCACCGCCGUCCGACCAGUCUUCGCUUCCGACGUGCCCCGAAGAAAGCGGCAUUUUUCCUCACCCGAGCGAUUGCUCAAAGUUCGUGCACUGUUCGUUCGGGAAGCCGAACGUCAUCCAGUGCCCCGGGGAAACAGUUUUCAACCCCGUUCACAAGGUGUGCGAUUCCCGAACUGCAGUGACUUGUCCAUAGUCCAUAGUUCUUUCUGUGUGUCAUGCCAUAUACACUGUAAACUGGAAAACACCCUUAUGGGUGUAAAUGGCUUGUCCUAUAACUGACACCUCUUUUUACACCGUACAUGGUCUGGAACACCCUUUUUAGAGGGUGUAUUCCGUGUAAAUCACCCCUGGAAAGGGCGCUUUUCUUUGAAAAUGCCCUCUUUUGCACCCUUUAAACACCCUUUUAGGACGGUGUAAGAUCGUUAAACACCCUCCUAAAAA